Molecule: messenger RNA, 1928 nt
Organism: Sapajus apella (tufted capuchin)
Lineage: Eukaryota; Metazoa; Chordata; Mammalia; Primates; Cebidae
Gene: GIMD1
Product: GIMAP family P-loop NTPase domain containing 1
Exons: 2
Coding region: 1-654 (217 amino acids)
Molecular function (GO): GTP binding
Source: RefSeq, a predicted model, not a curated record
AUGACAGACCCCAACAAGAUAAUCAUCAACUUGGCCCUCUUUGGCAUGACUCAGAGUGGAAAAAGUUCUGCUGGAAACAUUCUGCUGGGAAGCACAGACUUUCACAGCAUCUUUGCUCCAUGUUCUGUGACUACAUGUUGUAGCCUGGGCCGCAGCUGUCACCUCCACAGCUUCAUGCGUCGAGCGGGGCGAGAGGUAGCCCUUCAGUUCCAGGUGUUGGACACUCCAGGUUAUCCACACAGCAGGCUGAGCAACGAGCAUGUGAAACGGGAAGUCAAAGAGGCUCUGACACAUCACUUCGGUCAAGAGGGUCUCAACCUCGCACUCCUGGUUCAGAGAGCAGAUGUGCCUUUCUGUGGGAAGGAAGUAACUUACCCAGUCCAGAUGAUCCAGGAACUUCUUGGACAUGCUUGGAUGAAUUACACAGCCAUUCUUUUUACCCAUGCAGAGAAAAUAGAAGAGGCUGGGCUUAAUGAAGAUAAAUAUUUACAUGAGGCCUCUGAUACCCUUAUAACGCUGCUAAAUUCUAUUCAGCACAAAUAUGUUUUCCAUUAUAAAAAAGGAAAAUCAAUCUAUGAACAAAGAAUGAAAAUCUUAGAAAGAAUCAUGGAAUUUAUAAAAGAGAAUGGUUACCAAGUUCUUACCUUUAAAUAAAAUUUAGGUGAAAGGAAAGGAGCAUUGGGUAUUGGAGUCAGAAACCUAGUUUCAAAAGCUGCCUUUGUUGACAUGAAUGUGGACCAUAAGUAUUCUGAUAUGCUGCUAGUGAGAGUGUACAUUGGUAUAACCACUUUAGAAAACUAGAAGUCAAAAAGAACAUCAAUGAUUCAAGAUAUCUAAUGCGAAUCCCGUGACAUAGCAAUUAUACUCCUAAGUAUAUAGCCAACGUAAAUGUGUACAUUUGUGUACUAGAAGACAUGUAUGUACAAUAAUGUUCAUGGAACUACUAUUCAAAAAUUAAACAUACAGACUAUGCAAAUGUCUGUUAAUAGUAGAAUGGGUAAGUAAAUUGUGGUAGUUACCACAGUAGGAUAUUAGAAUAAGUAAUUAGAAUAAGCAAGCUCAACAAUACCAAUUAAUUUCCAAAACAUAAUGUUGAAAAAUAAGCCAGACAUAAAAGAGUACAUACUCUAUGAUUCCAUGUGUAGAAAGCUCACAAACAGUAAAACAAAUGUAAUCUAAACUACUCUGAUGGUAGGAGUGCUGGAAAUCAGGAGAGUGGUUAACUUUGUGGAGGGGAUUGUGAGUGAAAGGUUACACUUGGUGUGGCUUCUGAGUCCACAGUUUGGAGCACAGUUUCACAGGAUGUGUUCACUUUGUGAAAAUGCAACAACAAACACUUGUGAUUUAGAAACUACUUAAAUAUGCUAUAUUUAAAUAAAAGUUAAAAAUAAUUAGUUGUUAUCCAUUAAAAGGGAACUAGCUCCACUGCUUACUUAAUGCCAAAAAAUAAAAAUUGUUUAAACUUGUCAGAGUCUAUUUCCUUCUUUGGAAUACCUACUCAUAGUUAUUGUAAUGAUUAAACUUCCUGGCACAUGGUAGUUGCUUAAAACAUGUUAAUUUUCUUUUCUACUUCCUUGUAACCUCUGGUUUCUAUUUCAGCUUGGAAACAUUUGGUAACAACUGAGAGCAAACCCUUUAGUAAAAAUGAGUAUAACAAUUGUGAUAAUUGACUAUGAAUAAAGCCUUGACUAAAGACCUUCUACCUUUGAUGGCUGGCCACUUUGGUUUAGUGGAGAGCUUCAGGAUGGCCUCAAUGGUAGCAGUGAAAAUUGAAGGGAAAUAAUUCUAAUCAGUCAUAAGAGCAAAGUCCACCAGCAAGUCAAAAAUCAGAUCACUUUCAUAAAUAUUUGUAUAUGAACUUCAUAAUUUAUAAAAUUCUUUCACAAAGACAGUUUCCAAUUUGUAAACAGCUUGUUCUUAUAAGCUAU